AAAUGACGUCAUACAGUUAUCAGAUAACCUACCGCUACCUCUCUCAAAUAACCUUGAGUUUGGAUUGUUUGGCAACUAACUACAGCUAAGUUCACACUACUACUACAAUUACAGACGAUGAAAUCGAAUCCUAACCUCUAAAAAAGUAAUAAUUUUGUUUUUGUUAUUCUUUUUAGGCUGAUUUUUCAAAAUCGUACAACAAUGAGUCAAGACACUGACUCUUAUUUAGAACUCUCUGACGAUCCGGUGAGAUUCGAACCAGUCAAUCAGCUCACAAACGUAUUUUUUGACGACACAAAUAAAGACGUCUUCACAGUACGUUCUGGCGGCGUUAUGGGCGUUGUUGUAAAGGGUCCUUCGGAAAACAAUAAACCCCUUAAUUUCCGCAUGGAAGACCGCGGCUCGGUUUUGUCGAUAAAACUAUCUUUAGACCGCAAAGUCCUUGCAGUACAAAGAACCAACACUUCGAUUGAAUUAAUGAAUUUCAACGGCGACAGCUUAGAGUCAGAGUAUUCGAUUAGCUGCAAAAAAAACUCGAACAUUUUAGGUUUUAUUUGGUCCAACUUAAACGAAUUGGCAAUUGUAACCGAUCACGGCAUUGAACUUUACACAGUUAUCCCCGAUAAAAAAUCCCUAAAACAACUUAAAUCUAUUUCUGUAACUGUUCAAUGGUUUGUGUGGUGUCCCAAAAAUAAAAUAGCUAUUUUGGCUUCAGCCCAUGGGUCCCAAUUGCAACCUGUUUCCAUUAAACAAGGCUGCAUAAAUAAAUUACACAAAGUAGAAACUGAAUCAGGUAGAAUGGCCUUGGAACGCGAUGUAACUUUAGCCACCCUGUACAAUGUACCAGCAGUUUUAAUUCUGAGACACCAAAGUGGUCCUCAAACUGCUGAAGUGCACGUGCACACGCUUACAGGUCCCGGUUUGGCUCCGGUAAAAGCGCACGUACUCAAACUAGGCCUGGCAGGACGGUUUGCUAUAAAUGUAGUUGACGAUUUGAUUUUGGUGCAUCAUCAGGCUUCCAGGAGCUCGCAAAUAUUCGAUAUUUCGUUGCCUGGCGAAAGCGAUGGGACUGUUAAAUAUCAUACUAUGGUUGCGCCCAGGAGUUCUUUUAAGGCUACUAGUAUUAGUUUGCCUGGGUUGGUGGAGCCACAAGCGCAUGAUUGCGAACUUUAUUCUCCAAAUUGGGUUGUCUUCCAACCAAACAUAGUCAUAGACGCCAAACUAGGUUGUCUCUGGCACAUUAACUUAAGCCUAUUGCAACUGUGCAACCAAAUUAACGAUUUAAGCAUCUGUACGCAGGUAGCCUUAAAACGAAGCAAUGGCAAACCUGUAUUAUUGAAGCUCCUGCUUAAAACCAUCAACCAAAACCAACCGCCUUUAGACAAGCUUCAAGAGGCUUUCAAUCACAUAAACUUUGUGUAUCGCGAUUGGGUGGAAAUGGAGUUGCAGAGCCAAUCAGGCUCGCCACCUAAUGCACCUUUCCCCAAAAAAACAAUCCCUAGAGUUUUGAUUGAUCAAAGCACAAUGUACGAGGAAAUUUUUCAGAAAAUGGAAGCGGAUUUGAGCAAAACUGAGCGGGUUUUGGUUUGUUAUUUGGCCUCUUUGGCUGAAUAUGGUAUUCCAGCGCAAUUAAACAUUAAUACAUUAAUUGUUAGUACUUUGGUGCGUCAAAAUAAGUUUACGGCCUUGCAACAACUUUUACAGUAUGGGGUAAUAUCUGACAUGAAACCUUUGGCUUCUCUUUUGGUAUCUUUGGGCAAUAUGCAUCCUUCUUCCACUCAAAUGGCUUUGGAUAUGUUGGCUAGAUUAAAUGCCAGCGAAGAAAUUCAAGAAAUUUUGUUAAGCGAAGGACAAAUUCUUUCGGCUUUGAAAAUAGCUAAAGACAAAGCAGAUCCGAGGAAAUAUUUGACUGCGGCUCAGAACAGUGGAGACCCAACCUUAUUGCACAGUGUCUUGUAUUACUUCAGAAAUCAUCCAAAAUUUUCUAUAGUGCUUCAGAACGAUCAGAGACUACAUACAUUUAUAAACGAGUAUAACGAUAUUUUCAGCACUAGUGAAGUAUAAUAAAACUUCAAUAUUUUUUAUAAAGAUACAUUUAUUAUUUGCAACGUGUCCACAAUGAUAAUUAACAAAAAAAAAAUAUAUAUAUAAUCAAAUACAUCUUACUAAUAAAAAGAGUCCCUACUACAUUAUUUCAAUUCAACUAAUAUGUACAAAAAUAAAAUAAUAAUUAUUAAAAAACUAUUGUCAUUUAUUCGGAAUUUGUGCAAAACCAAAAAGCGUAAUAGAGCUAACUGUUUAAAGUUUUCAAAAGCUAAUUGAGCAAUUGGAAAAUAUAAUUUGCUCACUAUAGGGAAAGUAUUGAGAGUUAUUGGACUAGAAUAAUAUUUUUUUGACGCGAAUUUUCACACAAAUAUUUAGGAGUUAGGUAUACAUUGAAAUAAAUAGCUGCCUUAAUUUUUGGCACCAAAACGCACAGAACCAACUAUUGGUCCCUAAUUUUUUGAGUGAAAGAAUUGCACAAGAACAAAAAAAAAAAAACUGUACACUUUUGCCUAAUAAUUAUAUAAAAACUAUACAAUUGAUGAGCCAAUUUAAUGUCUGUGUCAGACAAAAAUAUACAAACAAUAAAAAUAAAAAUCACGUCAAUAUUAUGGCUAACAGUUUUGUGCUGAAUUAUAUAGGUAUCAAAAAGCUAGCUAGUUGACGCUAUACCCGGCUAGCUACUGAACUAAGGGCAGUUUUGUGAGGACAAAAAAAAAAGAAAUCACACUUAAACAGACAUUUGUUUAAACUUCAACCGCUUUUUGCUGUGUUUCAUACAGAAACCGUUGGCUUUGCGUUACAUGUUGUACGCCACGUAAAUCGGAUCGAGCUGAUCGGCCAAAAACCCGUCCCUCAAGUGCAUUCGCUGUUUUUCGCCUCUCGAGUUUAUCGGUACCACUCCUGGAUCCACCACAACAACCACUCCAACGAUAAGAUGAUGGUCUUCCAGUACCGUGUUUGUUACUAGCGGUACCAAAUCUAGGGCCUCGCUUUCGUUACCGUCAAGUUCCACUACAACCACUAGCAGGUUUGUCCAUGUAAAAACAGCACUAAAAAAUAAUAAAUUGUAUAAUAUAUUAUUUUUUGUGGCUUUGAGUCUUUACCAUUCCGCAAUCUUCUUAUGGCAUCUUAAUACGGAAUUUUCAAUGUCAAUAGGGUGAUAUCGCAUGCCUCUAAGCAUAAUGGUUUCGUCUAAGGCCCCAACUACAAACACUGCGUCGUGUAAUUCGGGCGAGUCAGUCGGUACCAAAUGGUGCGAGGAACCAACCGAUUCGUUGUCGCUUUGAUUCAAUGUGGUUUCUUCUGGACAGCUAAAAAAGUUUUUGUAUUAUUAUUUGUUGAAUUUUUUUUUAAGAAAACGAACCUUUCUAUUCCUUCAGUGCGUCGUAAAAAUCCUAAAUACCCGGUUCUGGCGUACACUUCUCCAGUAUUUCCAGUUACUAGACGGGCGUUGAAAUGGUCUCCGUACUCGGAUUCGUCUCCGUAAAUCGUGAAAUAGCCGCUGGCGUUGUGGCCGCUUUGUACCCAAAUUUCACCCAAGUGCGAGUCACCACA
Messenger RNA from Ceutorhynchus assimilis (cabbage seed weevil), 3600 nucleotides. The record is from the annotation of a GenBank genome assembly. Lineage: Eukaryota; Metazoa; Arthropoda; Insecta; Coleoptera; Curculionidae.